Messenger RNA from Raphanus sativus (radish), 390 nucleotides. RefSeq lists its product as uncharacterized. Lineage: Eukaryota; Viridiplantae; Streptophyta; Magnoliopsida; Brassicales; Brassicaceae. The coding region runs from base 1 to 390 and encodes 129 amino acids. The record is from RefSeq and is a predicted model, not a curated record. The transcript is spliced from 2 exons.
AUGGGUGAUGUUGGAAUUGAGGUAGAAGAGAAACUCAUCCUCACCUUUAUCCCGAUGAAUAUGGACAUGGCGGGUUAUGAUCUCGCGCUUGUCCCUCGUUUGAACCAGUCUCCUUUCCUAAUAUUUCCUCCUAUAUGGAGUGAAUUGGAUGAACAAGCUUCGUUGGUACUGCAAGGAUCUUCCUCCCUUCGAAUGCUCUCUGCGUAUGGUGCAGUGUGUGUGGUUCUACGGAUUACACUAGAUGCGGUCUUCGACGAAGCUUAUGACGUUGUGAUACGAUUUCAUAUGGUUUCUUCUUGUGAUUUGUAUCGCCAUUCUAUCUUUUAUCUUGUUGUUUUUGUUUGUUUGGCUGGCAAUAGCCUCUUUGUAUCAUUCUUUGUUGGAGUGUAA